UCUUUCUAGCAGAAAGACAGAGAGGGGGAGUGAGUGAGAGAGAGGUAGAGGGAGAGACUGAGUGAGAAGUCCAGACAGAGUAGGACAGAGGAAGAAGAGAGUGAAAGCAAUAGAGCGAGACUACUUCUUGUCGUCUUCUUGCACACAGAGAGAUUUAACCAUGAAGCUCUUCUGCCUCCUGUUCCUGGUUGGUCUGUCUGUAGCCCAGGCAGCUCCUCGGGACUCUUCCAGGGUCUAUCCCACCAUGCCCUCUCAACUCCAGCCCCAGACGCAGCCUCCAGCUGAGGCCAAGUCCCGCUUCGCUAUGCUGGACGAUGUCCGUCUCCUGGCCAACGGUUUGCUCCAGCUGGGUCAGAGCCUCAGGGAUUUUGUUCACAAGACGAAGGCCCAGAUUAACGACAUCUUCCAGAAGCUGACCAACUUCGAUCGCUCCUUUUACCAGCUCUCCGUGGUCACCUCAGAGAUCAAGGAGGAAGAGGAGGAGCUGAAGAAGACCACCACGUUCCUGAAGGCUAACAACGAGGAGAUCCGGAACCUGUCACUGGAGAUCAACGCCAAGAUCAACAGUAUUCUGCAGGAGAGGAGCCUGCUGCAGAGUCAAGUAGGGGGGUUGGAGGAGAAGCUGAAGGGACUGUCUGAGAGCAUGAUGCCGGGAGAGCAGCUCAGUGAGAUCCAGUCACUCAAGGAUGUGAUUGAGGCUCAGGAGAGGACCAUCACUGACCUGCUGAAAGCUGUGAGGGAGCAGCAUGAUCAGCUCAACCAACAGAAAACUAAGAUCAAGACUCUGGAGGAAAAGAUCAGCAUCGAUCAUUUCCAAGACGCGACUGACAAAGCAAUGGGUUCCGAAUCAGAGACCCCAAGCAUGUUUGAGUACCUGACAGGCAACUCCACUAGUGAGGACACAGACCUACCCGUGGACUGUAGUGAUCUUUAUAACAGAGGAGAGAGGAACAGCGGGGUGUAUCCCAUCAAGCCAAAUCAGUCAGAGCCUUUCAAUGUGUACUGUGAACUGACCUCAGGAGGUUCAACAGUCAUCCAGCGCAGGGACGAAGGGUCCGUGGAUUUUGACCAGACAUGGGAGAAGUACGAGAAAGGAUUUGGGGAUCUGGAAAGAGAGUUCUGGCUGGGCCUGAUAAAGAUCCACAGUCUGGCUGGCCAGGGUGACUCUAUCCUGCGCAUUGAGUUGGAGGACUGGAAGGAGGACAGGAGGUCAGUAGAGUACCAGUUCACCCUGGAGGGACCCCAGGCCCACUACACCCUCCACCUCACCCACCUGUCUGGUGAUCUGCCUAACGCCAUGGGCAACCACACCAGGUUCUCCACCAAAGACCGAGACAACGACAACCACCAGGACUCAAACUGCGCCAAAAACUACACAGGUGGCUGGUGGUUCAACGCCUGUGGCGACACCAACCUGAACGGCAGGUACAUGUGGCUGAGGUCAAAGGGUCGUUCCAUGAGGAGGAAAGGGAUCCACUGGAAAGCUCUGGGCAUCUCCUACUCCCUCAAGACCACCAAGAUCUCCAUACGACACGCCUGAAGCCGUCCCCCUGGCCUCAAGUUUCCACUAACCCUUCUAUUUCUUCCAUUACAACACAUUGGCAUGGUAACAACACAUAUGCCCCCCUCGCCCGGAACUUCCCAUUGACCACCCCACCCUCCCAGUUACAUGGCAUUGUCAUGGUAACAGAUAAUGUAGCUGAGUUGUUGGCAGCAGAAAGAAAAAAAAGUCAGCAGCCAAUUUGUAUCCAUGUCAGAGAAAAGAAGACGAUUCGUCAGUGAUGCAACAACCACAGUCAGCCAAUAAGGGACCUCACAAAUUGUUUCAAGAAAUGCCAAUAGAGUUGGGUAACACCUGGGGGGGAUCGUUUGGGUUCCUAACCGACAAGUGUUGCUUUGGUCAGGAUGGAAUGUCAGAUGAUUCUACACUGUCUAGUCUGGGUCAUAAUAAUAGCACUGAGAAGUUACUUUCAACUGACGGACGGAAAUAAAAACAAGAUUCCAAAGCAAUAUAUAACUGACACACUGACACACCACACACACUGACACACUGACACACCACCUGACACACUGACACACCACUGACACACUGAGACACUGACACACCACACAACUGACACACUGACACACUGACACACAACUGACACACUGACACACCACACAACUGACACACUGACACACCACACAACUGACACAACACACAACUGACACACCACACAGCCCUACUACCAAGCAUGUAUUACCCUGCUGUAUUGCUGCCUGUUAUGUGGCGGUUGCUGAAUGUACUAAACAUCCACAAGUAAGUAAACCAAGAUCAACAUGAUGCAUAGGUCUUCCAAAGUAGGAUAUGAGCUUAGAAUUUUCACUGUCUUUUGAACUUUGAACUGUAUUUAAAACCAUUUUCAUAAUGCUCCAUUAAAUGCCCUGCAAGGUUAGUAAUUUACAUUGAUCAUAUCAUUGGGUCAUAUUGACUCGUCGUCUCCUGUCUACUCGGUGAAAUCUUUCUGCUGCAUUUAAACGGCUGUUACAUAUUUUAUGUUUCUUACUACUAACACUUUAUACUACAACAUUUAUAAAGACAAAAUAAAACACACAUACUCCAA
Molecule: messenger RNA, 2603 nt
Organism: Salmo salar (Atlantic salmon)
Lineage: Eukaryota; Metazoa; Chordata; Actinopteri; Salmoniformes; Salmonidae
Gene: angptl3
Product: angiopoietin like 3
Biological process (GO): triglyceride homeostasis; fibrinolysis; cholesterol homeostasis
Cellular component (GO): fibrinogen complex
Molecular function (GO): extracellular matrix structural constituent; protein-macromolecule adaptor activity
Source: RefSeq, a predicted model, not a curated record